UUGAUUUGUGUCACAAAUACAAGCCACACAUAACUGAAGUAGAAAGUGAAAGCAGAGGGGAGUAGGGACUGCUUCCUGCACGGAGAGUCACAUAUGACACAGUGUGUCAGAAGGACUUGACCAGAGCUGUAAAACUCCAGUCACCUCCAUGCAGUGUCCACGGCGGCCCCACGCACUCACCGGGACUGUGACAGCAUCUGUUUCCGUGAACAUUCAUUUUAAGUUUGCGUGUAUUUUACCGGAAUCCUCAAGCUCUCAGGUUUCAUCCUGACGAACCUGACCAGCAUUGGCCUUGGGCGGCUCAGGGACACCGGGACAAACCGCGCUGUGUCCGCAGCACAGGGUCAGACAAAGUCUUAGUCCCAGGCGGUGAGGUCCGGGGUGGGGACGCCCAGCGCGGGGAUCCCCUGUCCCCAGUUUCACUUCUCCAGCUCCUGACCUGUGUCAGCUCCUUCUGCCCGGACACUGAUGACGACACCUGGGCGGUGCUCACCCCAUUGGGUGUCAGGAUCCCGAGGAACCAAUCAGCGUCCGCGGGCACCGGGUAUAAAGUCCUCAGACCGCGGAACCCGGACGCUCAGAUCCGAGAUGGGGGCGGUGGCGCCGCGCACGCUGCUCCUGCUGCUGGCGGCCGCCCUGGCCCCGACCCAGACCCGCGCGG
Messenger RNA from Cricetulus griseus (Chinese hamster), 661 nucleotides. The record is from RefSeq and is a predicted model, not a curated record. Lineage: Eukaryota; Metazoa; Chordata; Mammalia; Rodentia; Cricetidae.